Molecule: messenger RNA, 1148 nt
Organism: Alexandromys fortis (reed vole)
Lineage: Eukaryota; Metazoa; Chordata; Mammalia; Rodentia; Cricetidae
Product: paired immunoglobulin-like type 2 receptor beta
Exons: 5
Coding region: 102-866 (254 amino acids)
Molecular function (GO): MHC class I protein binding
Source: RefSeq, a predicted model, not a curated record
CCUCCACAUACGGCCCAGGAUAUGGAGAUCAUUUUUGUUCUGAUUGUCUUCUGAAUCCUGACCACCCCAGCAACGCUCCACAGGACCUGUUCUUUCUCCUGAUGUCUCUGCUGGUCUCUCUUACUGGAGGGAUUCCAGACAUGGCCUGGCUCCUGCUUCUGCUGCUGCCAGCAGCAUGCCUGCAAGCUGGGAACCCAGCAGGAUACAACAGAGAAAGUAUUUAUGGACUUAAUCAGCCAACACGCAUCACUGGUGUCCUGGGCAGCUCCAUCGAGAUCCCCUUCUCCUUCUACUUCCCUGGGGAGUUGGCACCAGAUCCACAGAUGAGGAUUCUCUGGAGAUGGAAGCACUACCAUGGGGAAUUUAUCUACAACCCUUCUUCGGGUUUCAUCCAUGAGCAUUUCAAGGACCGGCUCAUCCUGAACUGGACACAGCCUCAGACAUUCGGAGUCCUCAGAAUCCUGGGCUUGAAGGAGAAGGACCAGACAGUGUACUUCUGCCGAGUUCAUCUGAAAAUGACAAAUUGCAUAGAGGGUUUUCAGUCGAUCGAUGGGACCCAACUCACCGUCACUCCUGCAGUCAGCACCCCCAUGCAGAGCCCCUCCAUCGUCACCUCUGCAGUCACCACAGCUGGACUGGAGGACACAGAGGGCCAGAGGAAUCCUUCACUUGUAAACCUGGAAGCCACGUUUGGGGUGAUGGUGACCAUGGCUGUGCUCAUAACCCCCGUCUAUGUCAUGAUGAUCUUUCUCUUAUAUAAGCAAAGUUGUGAAUGGGAAGACCAAGGAACCAGUAGCUGCUCCGUCCACGAGGCUGGGUGUCUCAGCUGCUCUACUGGGAUCUCGAAGACAGAAAUGAAUGUGUGACAGAGGCACAAAACUGUCUGUUAGUCCCCAGCUGACAGAACUCCAGGGGCCAGCAUCCCUCACCAGGGUGGUGAGUUUCCAUCAAAGUAGGAAUUGGUGGCCACACAUCCUGCAUCUCAUCCCCUUCCCUAACCAUGGCCUGGGAAUCAGAGAGCAGGGCUGCAGGCCUGUGCUGUGAUAUACCCCGUCCAUGGACAGGUGCAGAAGAGAACCCCACUUCUGCCAUGUGUGCUCUGACUUCCUUUCCUAGGAAUCCAGUGAAUUUGUCAGGCUCUGGUCCUG